This is a messenger RNA of Pyrenophora tritici-repentis Pt-1C-BFP, 618 nucleotides long. RefSeq lists its product as uncharacterized. Lineage: Eukaryota; Fungi; Ascomycota; Dothideomycetes; Pleosporales; Pleosporaceae. The record is from RefSeq and is a predicted model, not a curated record.
AUGUCUGUAGUCUUCCUGACGCAUGACGUCACACCUGAGCAUUGGGCUGAAUUCGUCAGAUUCGCGAGCGAACAAGGUCCAGAUGAGGAAGUAAAGUGGGAGGACGCACUUUACCAACCUGUGCAUUCAUUGGCACUUGAUGAUGUCCCUAAAACACCACGCAUCGACACUGUAGUGCCCACACAACUGGGCGAUGCUACAUUGGAGCAACUCAAGAACAUGCAUACCGAGGUUUAUAACGCAACCACCCCAAGCCCUAUAUGUUCUACCACCUUUGUGAUACUAGACCAGCAGUCGACGGAGGAUCACAAGGCCGUUGUCAUAUACAAGGAGAAACAGUGGAGGACGCCUGAGGGCGAGGAGGCGCAGCUGUCUUAUAAUCCACAGGACAACAUUGGUAUUAUUACGAAGUGGGUGUGGAAAAAGUACCGUUUCCCUUUUGAGGAGUCAUUCCGUUUACAGUGUGGACUCGAGGGUUUAAGCGACCCUUUUCUAGCAGAAGAGUACUUUGUCGAGGUAAUCGAGGAAGAAGAUGAGUCAGUGAUCGGGGAAAGUGAGGAAUGGGGGACUGACGAACUGAUGACUGACGAGUCCACAAGUGAGGAGUUUAGUGAUUGA